GGUUCCUUUCCCGUUCGUUCGCAAUCCCCUUUUAUCCAAAACCCAAAUUUCCCGAUAACCAUUUCUUCUUCCUUCCCUCCUCCCAACCCAAGCUCGCGCGAUCCGCAACAAUGGCGGCAACGACGCUGACACUAUCCUCCUCCUCCUCCUCCUCCUCCGCCGUCUCUUCCAUUUCUCUCCACAACCCAACUCCCCGUUUCUUCCUCCUCAACAAACCCGCCAACAGUAAGCUCUUUCUCUCCUCCCUCUCCCGCCUGUCCCUCUCCUCCAACGGCACGACGACGACGAUUACCGCUCCUCGCUCCAAUCCGGGCGAAAUCGACACUUCAUUCUUCGACGACGAAUUCGCAUCCGAGGAGGAAAUUGUCUUCGAUCCUCCUACCCCGCCGGAAGGGUUCAUCGCCCCGCCGUACUUCGACGAGGGCCCGCCGGAGACCGAGGAUGAAAUCGCCGCCGCCUACGAGGAGCUCUACGGGCCGGCGUACAGCGGGGAGAGCUAUCUGGGCAAGGACAUCUACGUGAUGGAUUCGAAGGCGAGGAAGAUGACGGCGUUUGGGAAGGUGAAGAAGGAUAAGAUCAGAGACGGGUUCGAGGAGCGAGUGAUUCAGGUGCGGAGGGUGACGAAAGUGGUGAAAGGAGGGAAGCAAUUGCACUUCAGGGCGAUUGUGGUGGUUGGGGAUAAGCAAGGGCAGGUCGGGGUUGGGGUUGGGAAGGCUAAGGAAGUGAUCGGCGCUGUGCAGAAAUCCGCCAUUAAUGCCAGGAGGAACAUCAUCACUGUGCCUUUGACCAAAUACUCCACUUUCCCUCACAGAUCCGAUGGGAAAUACGGAGCAGCAAAUGUGAUGCUAAGGCCGGCCUCCCCCGGUACAGGAGUGAUUGCCGGAGGUGCAGUGAGAAUCGUGCUCGAAAUGGCCGGUGUGGAGAAUGCAUUGGGAAAGCAGCUCGGAAGUAACAAUGCCCUCAACAAUGCUAGAGCAACAGUCGUUGCAGUGCAGAAAAUGAGACAGUUCAGGGACGUUGCUCGUGAGCGUGGCAUUCCAAUGGAGGAACUGUGGAAAUGAAGAAGAGACUGUAAUCUCCAUUUUGUAUCAUCUCUGAUUUUGUGCAGAGGGAGAAUUGGUCUGUACCCUGGCAGCUGAACAAAGUGUACUAUAAAAAGCACCAAAUUCAUUCCCUUCUCUUGAUCCUGAGUAAAAUAAAAAUUGAUGGUAUGGUACUCCUGUGUACCAUGUCGCGGAUCUGUUCAUAGUGCCUGCAGGAUCACAGGCGAUGACGACGAGUCCACAACGAUGGCAUGGAGGCAAUAAUUCCAACUAUCUGCAAACUGUUAACAGCAGAGAUUGUUCGGAUGUAACCCCAGUUUAGGGAACACCAGCAGAAAAAUGUUCAACAAGAAUCCAGGAAUGUGCAGAACA
This is a messenger RNA of Linum tenue, 1415 nucleotides long. Lineage: Eukaryota; Viridiplantae; Streptophyta; Magnoliopsida; Malpighiales; Linaceae. The record is from the annotation of a GenBank genome assembly.